AAAUAAAAAAGAUGAAGGUGUGUGUAGCUGCCCAAGUGUUCAGCCAUUCAGUUGCUGCAACAAUGAAUCUUUUAAUUAUUAAUAAAGGAUCCCUGUGGAGUGAAACAACUUUAAGUGAAGAUGCUCGUGGAACUGUUGACUUGGUGAAAUUUAUUGAUGAUGUUUUUGAUAGUGUUAAUGGUUCAGCAAAAAAAGACUUGAAGGGUAAACCACUAAGAACGUCUGUAUCGAUGGAGGAACGUAGCAUACAUGAAGGUUGUUGGAAUGUAGCUAUUCAAGUUUUCCAAAGUAUGUAUGUCGUGGAAAAUGGACAGAAGAAAGUAAUGCCAUGUUUUAAUAACUGGUUAAUUACUUUAAAAGGUCUCAAAAUUUUAAGAAAGCAAUUGAAACUAUUUGGCUUCAGUAGAAUAAAAACUAGGCGAUUUAAUCAAGAUCCCGUGGAAAACUUGUUUGGUAGAAUUCGCCAAAGAGGUCAAAGAUUUACAAAACCAACAUGUAAAGCGUUUGGUACAUUUUAUAAAUCACUUCUUUUAAAUGGUUUAGUAUCAAAGCUCUCGGUAGGAUCGAACUGUGAAGAUGAUGAAGGGUCUAUACUUGUUUCUUUACAAAAAUUCAUUACCCAUGUAAAGCGAAAUAAGAGUAGGUAACUGGUAAUGUGGUGGUGGUGAAAUUAUUUAUUAUUAUAAAAUUAUAAUGAGAAUAUUAUAUUUUAUUUUAUUUUUUGGGAUAUCAGAUAGAUAUUAUGGCUCUCAAGUAUUACUAUCCAGCCAGAGGUAUGCUAUCAACAUAGAAUAAAAGGUAUAUAUUAAACAAUAUAAAAAAUGCACAUGAAGUAUGAUUAUAUUUGUGAGUAAUAAGGUAAGAUUUUUGUUUAUAAAUUUAGACCAUAAGGUUGUAUACUCGUUGUAUACUCGGAUUAAUUUAUUUUUUAUUGAAAAGGGUCUAACUGAAGAUUCAUUAGAUGACAUAGAAACUCCGGCAUUUGAAAAUUUGCCUGAAAGUUUUCAGUCACCAAGGCCGUUAGAGGGUGCUGCCCUAUCCUAUAUGGCUGGAUAUAUUGUAAACGUCAAGACAAAACUGAAAGACUGCAUUGUUUGCAAGUGCAAUGUCCUGGCACUACAAAAUGAACCUGACGGUUUGGAUUCUUUAAUUACAUUUGAAGAAUAUGGCAACAAAAAUAUAAAGCGUUUGAAAUAUUGCAAUUUGGAACUUAUUGCAAAGUUAAUAAAAACGUACAAUAUUGCAAAAUAUAUUUUAUCCGUUAGGCCUGCACAAAAAAGAAUAUUAAGAUGCAUAGUGGCCACUGUAAAUGCAAAUGUAAAUUUUAAUUUUGUUUAUUGUGAACAUUCUGCAUCUGUAAAAAAGUCUGUUAUUGUGGGGUUCAUAAAAUUAGUUAUAUUUAAUUAUUUCAAUGGUAUUAAUAACAUCAUUACAGGGAAGGGUGAAAGGAAAUGGGAACAAAAAGAGAGUAUACUGUGGAAACAAGCUAGAUGUUUUCAUGAAACGAAAAUAUUUAAAAAUAAAUUAUAAUAUAUCCAAAGCUUUAUAAAAAAUGUUUUGUAUAUUGCAAGAGGGUACACACCUAAAACAUAAUAUUUAUUUUAUAAGAUUUGUAUGCAAGAUCACAUAUAAGGAAAAUAUAAGGUUUGUUCCAACAGUUGCGGUUGCGGGUAGUUUGUGAAUUGUCAAUUUCCGCAGUUGAUUGUUGUGAUCUUUUAAAAUAUACAUUUCAUCUUAAUAAUAAUGAGUACUAACUUUUUGAAGUGAAAUAAUACUUUUUAUCGGAUUUGUUGAUAUAUAAGCUGAUACAAUUUAAUAUCUAGAUAUUAGUAGAUAGUAAAAUUGUUAUUUCAAUCAGUUAAUUAUAUUAAUUAUUAAAUAAAAAUUGCAUGUUUUGGACAUAAUUAUAUUCUUUAUCGUUAGUCUCUGGCCGUGAAAUAACUUCAUUUUGAGUUCCGACAAUUUGAAAAUGGCCUGCAGCUGUUGGAACAAUCUUAUGAAUUUGUUAAGUUAUGCAAAUAUAAGAAAAUUGGUAAUACGUAGUAUAUUAUACUGAGAAUAAUUUAGAUAAGUACGUAAGUAGUAAGUAUAUUAAAUAUGUUCUUUCCGUUGUAAUAAACCAUUUUUAGUAUA
Messenger RNA from Anoplophora glabripennis (Asian longhorned beetle), 2133 nucleotides. RefSeq lists its product as uncharacterized. Lineage: Eukaryota; Metazoa; Arthropoda; Insecta; Coleoptera; Cerambycidae. Bases 12 to 647 code for a protein of 211 amino acids. The record is from RefSeq and is a predicted model, not a curated record. The transcript is spliced from 2 exons.